Messenger RNA from Clunio marinus, 4314 nucleotides. The record is from the annotation of a GenBank genome assembly. Lineage: Eukaryota; Metazoa; Arthropoda; Insecta; Diptera; Chironomidae.
UUUUCACUCGAAGUUGGAAUUUUGAAGGGAAUGCAUCUAGUGUCGGUGUUGUAGCUUUAAUAUUAAAAAAGGAAUCCUGCUGAUUAAUAUAAAAGUGACAAAUAACUAAUUAAAUCGUUGGGCUGAGGAGAGAAAAAUAUUUUCUUCUCUUACGCAAAAAGCCAAAUAUUUUAGGGAAGAAAAAUGUUAAUUUCGUGGCUUUCUCGUUUAUUGACUGUGCCUGAACCAGCACUACGUCUUCUCUUCUCAGUCUUAAUCUCUUACCCUAUCGUUAUUUGUUACCGCAAUUUUCUUCACAAAAACAGCAGCUUUACGAGGAAUCACACCAAUUUACUAUUUACAAUUUGUGGAAUCACGAUAUGUAUAUUCAAUUACGGAUUUGAAGUCUACCACAGUCUAAUUGCAGUUACUUACACUUACCUAAUCAUCAAUUUACUUUAUAACACGAAGUAUCUGGUGCCGGCAUCAUUUCUUUUUCAUAUGAUUUAUUUAUUGAUGGGCUAUUACAAAACAUCAACGGAAAAUUACGACAUUUGUUGGACGAUGUGUCAUUGUGUGAUGGUGUUACAUCUUAUUGGACUAACAUUCGAUGUAUCGGAUAGUGUUAAAAAUCCCGAAGUGCUCGGACUUGAUGACAAUCGUCCCGUUAAAAUUCCAAACUUAUUGGAAGUGUUUGCAUUCGCAUAUUUUCCGCCAACUGUCAUUAUUGGACCACAAUUUUCAUUCAAACGUUACAGUAACUUUCUUGACGAUAAAUUUGAUGGCAAACAAAAUAUGGAACAUGGAUUUAAGAGAUUCCUCACAGGCGCUUUUUAUUUAGGAUUUUAUCAAUUUCUGACGUUCGUUGUCCCUGACGGAUAUUUUAUGACACCGGAAUUUGAGAAUACAAAUUUCUUCUAUAAAUUAUUGUUGGUGAGCAUUUGGGGGCGUUGUACGCUCUACAAAUAUAUUUCGUGCUGGAUAUUGAGCGAAGGAGCCGCUAUCUGUUGUGGCCUUACAUUUGUAUCACGUGAUGAGAAAACAGGCAUUGAAGAUUGGAGCGGUUGUGCCAACAUAAAACUUCGUGUAUUCGAAGACACUUACAGCUUCGGUGAUUAUGUGGCCUCGUUCAAUGUUCAGACGAACUUGUGGGUUUUCCAAUACAUCUAUAAACGACUCAAAUUUCUCAACAAUAGAAACAUAAGUCACAUUUCAGCGCUUCUAUUUCUUGCUGUUUGGCAUGGAUUUCAUUCGGGAUAUUACAUGACAUUCUUCAUGGAGUUCCUACUCAUUCAUUUUGAAAAAGAGAUCACACCUGUAUUCAAGAAAAAUCCAAAGUUCCAAAGAGUUGCUGAUACAAUUCCUAUUAAAGCUGCGAUCUUUAUCGUUUGUAAACUUUAUACUUUCAUCAUUGCUGGUUAUUGUCUAAUACCGUUCGCUUAUUUGGGAUUCUACAAGUGGUGGAAUAUUUACAAGAAGUUUUACUUUAUUGGUCACAUUGUCAUUUUGCCGAUGAGCAUUGUUUGGAAGCCUCUGAUUGUGAAGGCUGUGAAAAUAUGUUUCCCGCUCGAAAAGAAGCCGGUGGAAGUGACUGCCAAUGAAAAGGAUGAAGCUUUAAAUAACGAUCGAAAUGUCAAUGAGCAUGAAAAGACUAAUUAACGAAGAAAUAAGUAUGAACAAUUUAGAAUAUUUUGGAAAGUUGUUGUGAGUAUAACUUAAUAUGAUUUGGAAAGAUUUCUCUUGCCACAAUCGAGAGAUUAACGACAAUAUAGCAUCAUAUUUAAGAUGAAAAGAAAACACGUAAAAUGAAGGCGAAUUAAACACAAGCAAAAUAGAGUUUUUCCCUUUCAAUCUUAUUCUAUAAAAAAAAUUUAAAUUUGCUUUUAGACGAGAAAAUUAAAUUAGAAAAAAAGAAGAAAAUAAUGAGAAAAAUUCUAGUCUUGGAAAAGAUUAAUUUUCCUGAACUUAUUAAAAGUGAAAAAGCGAGGAAAUCAAUAGUCAAUUAUUGAUUAAUUAUUUAAUUAAGAAUAAGAAUGUUUCAUGGUUUUAUGUAGAAAAUAAUCAUCAGCGAAAAAUAUCUUAAUUUUUAAGGAUUAGAAUUCCUUUUAAGACUUCAGGAUAGAAAAAUUCAGAUUAAAAGUCCUUUAAGAUUAAUUCCAGUUUUAAUCUCGAUUAAAAUUCUUUCAAUUUUUCAUGACUUUCACUUAAUCAAAUUUAUUCAUUCACCUUCCGUAAUAAUAUUUCUCGUAAAAACAGACAAAAUAAUGAAAAUGAACUUUGUUAUCUGUCACUUUGCCUCUCGAUUGCCAUUAAAUUAUUGUAAUAAGUUAAGACCAUUAGCAUGAACGAAGCGAGAAAAUUUUCAAGUCAUUUUUUUUUUAUUAUUCUCUGUCAGAGAUGCUCAGCAAAAUUCAAUGUGAAUUUAUUGUUUUUUUUUUCUUUAUUAUUAUAAUCAGUAAAUUGCUUUCGGAUAUUUUCUGAUUCGUUCAUUGAUAUUGGUACAAAAGUUUGAGUAUUGAGAAAGCAUUACGGCCAAAAAAAAAUAUACGAAAUAAACUGUCAAACAGUUGCUGUAUGGAAAUACUUCGAAUAAUUUUCAUUAACUCAUGGAUUAUUCAAAUGAUAAAGAAAAUUUUCAUAUUUUCCCUCAAGGAAAAAAAAAUCAUUUCAUGAAUUGUUCAACGCUCCUUAAUGAGUUUUUUCUGUAGUUUGUAAUGAUUGUGACGUGUAUUUAUUAAACAUUUAUUUAAAUCGAUUUCUUUCACUUUCAAUACCAAAAUUAAACAGUCGACCCUUUCAUUGUCAUUAAGUCUAAUGUAUUCGAAAGUAUGUAGUUGUUAGUGUUGAAUUAUCUCUGAUGAAUUCUAAUUCUAAAUAGAAAAAAAGCAAAAACAAAUUGAUCGAUUUACGCGUGUUGUGAUUUAUUUGAAUUAAAAACAAAAAGCAUAAAAAAUACGAAAAAAAGCAUAAUAUAAUAAUAAAAAUGUUAAUGUAGAUUUACUCGGAAGAACAUAAUCGAUGGGAAGUUGGUAACCGGAAAGAAUUUUGUUUUUUUUUUGAUGAAUUACAGGAAGUAGCUAUUGGAAAGAAAGACGAGAGUGUUCUUAAAGUAAUUACAAAUAAAUAUAGAAAUAAUAGAGAAACUGUAGACUUUGUUCAUUGCUCCGUUCCAUAAAUACCUAAAUCGGAACGAUUUUCAGUAGAAAUAAAAUUAACAUCGUGUAGUGUACAACUUAGUCGAAUAGCGAUUACCUAAGAAGAUUUAAUCAGAACAUCAUUUGUUAUCUAAGCGAUAAGAAGAAAAUUAAUUAUAUGAACUGCUCAUUGGGAAAGAAACUUUUAUUUCCUUAAUUUUCUUGUAGGGAAAAGUAGAAGAAUUGGUUUUGUGAAUCGAACUUGUAUUUAAUUAAGUACCAAUUGAUAAAGUUUUAAAAGCUUAGAAAUGUUUGAUGAUGGAAAAAGUCAUAGAAAAAGAUUUUUAAUCGUGUGUUAACGACAAGUCAAUUUGGCCUAAAAUUAUUCAACAGAAGAUGGAAAUGAAAAACGAUUUUUAAUUGAAUAUUUUAAUCUCUUCCUUCAACACUUCAAUACUUAAUCAUAUUUAAAUCAAACUUGUUUGGCGGCAAAAUUUGCAGAACUUUUCAUCAUAUCCGAAAUAAGCUCAACGAUAUUUCUAAGAAUAUUUAUAAAAUCUCAUUAAAUGAAUGUCAGUGGGUUAAUUAAUGAUAAUCGCCUUAUUGCUGACAUCACAAAUUCUUUUAUUUCAUUCAGAAAAUUUCGUGUAUAAUGUGACUAAAUCUUAUCUACUCUCUUCCUCUAUCAAUCACUGAGAUCUACCUACUUAAACUUACAUACACCCACACAUAACUCAAAGCUUUUUUGUCUUGACUUCUCACAACUUAACUCAUUUUCACAUAUUUAAAUACAAAUUAUUGCUGAUCUAAGCAAAUGAAAUAUUAAAAUUUUUCACUGACAACAACAAAAGUAUUUCAAUUUUAUUUCAACAGCUAUUAACCCAAAUUUAAUUUGCAAAUUGAAGGAAAAAUUCGAUCAAUUAUUCAAUUUAGAAAAGAAAUUCAAAGAAGCUUUCAAAAACGAGUCAAUAAAAUUAAAUUAAAAUUGUGAUAUAGUUGAAAAGUAAAAAAGAAAUGAGUAAAGUCGUUUAGUUGUAGGAAUUUGAUUGUCACAACUCAAGAUCGUGUUGAAUAAAGACACACAAAAACCUGUAAGCAACUUGAUUUCUCCAAGAUUUUUAUUAAUUUUAGAACACUGAUUGAUAUGAUGAAACUAAUUAAAAUAAUAAGGAAGGAAUAAAAUCAUCUCGUUAAAAAAAGG